Molecule: messenger RNA, 311 nt
Organism: Bipolaris sorokiniana ND90Pr
Lineage: Eukaryota; Fungi; Ascomycota; Dothideomycetes; Pleosporales; Pleosporaceae
Exons: 1
Coding region: 39-287 (82 amino acids)
Source: RefSeq, a predicted model, not a curated record
GGUGCUCUACGCUCCGCCAGCUCCACCACCGACGGCCCAUGGAUCCCUUGGAUCGCUGUCAUGCGCUACUUGCCUGGCUCCGAUAUGCCCUCGGGAUUGGCUCAUGCGCAUUGCAAACACCCAUCUAUUUGUUUCAACACGUCUGUUUUGCAUUGCUCUCCACAAAUCGCCAUGCUGCCGCCACAUGCCAGCGUGCACCCAGUCCAGCCCUGCUGCGGUGGGUAAUGGAGCCUGAUGCUCAUUGUACUGCUACAUGCUACUCCUACCGCGACUCCGUACCAUCCUAACCAUUCCAUCUCUACAAGGCCCAG